Actinia tenebrosa (Australian red waratah sea anemone) is the source of this 1564-nucleotide messenger RNA. RefSeq lists its product as uncharacterized. The record is from RefSeq and is a predicted model, not a curated record. Lineage: Eukaryota; Metazoa; Cnidaria; Anthozoa; Actiniaria; Actiniidae.
AUGAAGACUUUGAACGAACCAUUCUGGCAUCGCAAGGCAGUUUAAGGUUAUAGAGUGUCAAGGAUAUAGAUAUUAAGAGUUCAGGGUUUUGACCCAUCAUUCGUGUCACACUAUAGAAAACUAUAGAAGAUGACGAGAGCGAACGGAAGUCAUCAGAAGGGAACAAUUGUUGUCAUCCUUGGAGUAGUCUUGUUGUUUGUCCUUUUAAUCUUGAGAAAUGGCGGGAAUUAUUAUAUGAACUACCUUCACCAAGACGCUUCGAGAGCACAGUUUGAGAUCGACCAAUCCUACGUUCUUCUUAUUUCCCAAGCUGAAGAAGGUUUUUCGCCCCCACAAGUUGAAAACCAAGAUCGAUAUAAUGCAACACUGAUGCAAGAAUUCAAAAACAAAUUUAUCCAGAAACCGAACUAUUUGGUUAAAGAAGACUUUGAAAACGCCAAAAAGAUUGAAUUUGGGAUUUACACAUGGGAAGAUAAAGCUUUAACUGAGCUUCUCCUUGACAAGAGGGAUGGUUUUUCCAUUCACUGCUGUCAUUUUGACAGCGAGAGUUUAUCAAAAGUAUCAAAAUUGAAGAUGGCAAGAGAUUGGGAAAGUGUCAUCAUGGAAAGCGACCGUAAACACUACGAAGCAUUGAAAUCACAAGCACGAACUUACUCAAUCGUAGAUGCAAUUUUAACUGAAAGAGCAAAUUUUAGCAUGGAAUCUCUAAGUAAAAUUCUCAAAAUGAAGAAAGGAGCUUUUUCUAAGCUAAAACAUGUUAUUGCUGAAGGUGGAUUGGAGCAACUUGGACCCGAAGCAGGUCCUGGAAGCAUGACAGUUGUGCCAGAGAUCCCGCUGAGUUUUGUGGCGAAAACAUUUGGAAGAACAGAAGUAGACCUGCUUGCACUAAAAGCAAAGGGGAGAGAACUCGGUAUUUUGAAAGCUAUAGUUUCAGAGGAUUGUGAAGUACAUAUCAUUACAGUUGAAUUCGAUAAUUCUGGCGAAACAAUUAAGAGUUUUUUGACCCAAAAUGGUUACAAAUUGUACGAAGUUGCUGAUUUGAAUAGUUUUCAAAACUCGAAUACUGCUGUGUUUUACAGCGAAAAGGCUAUGGAUGGUAAGAAAACAGAAAGCGUUUUUCCUCUUUUGGAGGAACUACAAAAAGCAAAGCUAAAUAAAUCUUAACAGGCAACCUUCUUCGCAAAGCAAAGAACGAGAUUGAAUUCGGUGAGAAACUGAAUCCUCCGGGCAAAUACAAUAUUGCCACCAUUAUUUUUUUAAAUCUAUAUCCCCUAAAAAGUAAUAAUAAAAACAGAAAAAACACGUAAAUCUACAGAACUAAAAUGAUCAAAGAAAUUGAGACAGUUCUAAAUGUAUUUGAAGGUUUGAUGCGAAUCUGUGCUAACGAUUUCAAAUCGAAAACCUGGGAAAAGCGGAAAGGAGGAAACGUGGAAGAGCUUCGUAGAAUAAUAUCGUCUUAUAAGAUCCAUAAAUGUUCGUUUAUUUUUUGUACAAAACAAAAAAGGUUUUAUAAAAUAAUCAGUGUUAGUAUAAGAAAGGUAUUGUAACAAAAUAUUUUUUAAGA